UGCUAUAUAAAGCCUUUAUAAGUUGUAUUUAGUUUAAUCACAGUCUAUCCAUCUGCUUUCCCAACAGCAGAGACCAUGGUGGAGAGUGUUGUAUCAAGCCUGGACCUGAGAACACCAGAGACCAGAUAUGGAUUCCUCAGAGCUGUAAGACUUGUGACCAUGUUGAGGACUCCACACACUGGCUUCAGAUUGAACCCUUGACUUCCACUGUCCAGGGAGUGACAAUGUUCAGGCACAGGACACCCAAAGGGCAUUAUGAGUGCACAGUGUCUGGGCUCCGCUGGGUGUGUGAGAGAGAUGUCAUUCUGAAGUAUCACUUCAGGAACUGGGAACCCUACAGUCAACUUCUGAAAGACAUGCAGUACGGACAAGGUGGUCCAUUGCUGGACAUCACUAUGGAGUUAGGUGAACUGGAGGAAGUUCAUCUGCCACACUUUGUCUGUUUAGGGACCAACCCUUCCCUGAGGAAUGAGAUGAAGAUUCUUCAUGUAGAGGAACAUGGAGUGUCUGUUGAGGAAGUGCAUGAGGUCACCAGAUUCCAUGCCAAAAUUCUCCAUCCCAAGUUCUCAGUUAUCUCUGUUAUACUGAGCUAUAUCUUUUGGCGGAACAUAGAUGUCCACUGUGAGCUGAUGCUCUAUCUGUCAGUGAAAAAUCAAACACUAAUUCCACGCCUAUACCUGUUCCCCAGUAACCCCAGCCAAAUACAGGCUGUGGAACAACAGGAAAAGUCUCAAGGGUCUUCAAGGGUUCUCAUCUCAAGACCGGAGCAGGCCUUCAAACUGAAUAGUUUCUUCAGACUGAACAUUCCCUGUUCUACCGCCAUCAAUCCACAGAAGAUUCAUCUCAUACAUAGAGACUCCACACCAAGCUUUUUCAGGGCGGUUGUGAAAAUGACAGGGGUUGACAUUGAGAUGGAGUUAUUCGGUGAUGAUGAGAGGAUUGCAUGGAAAGAAGUGGUAUCACAAGAUGAAUACAUCACUGCCACCCAUUCAACAACAUUAACAGUCCCUGACAUUCCUGCUGAGGAGUUUCUGAAGAAACACUGGGCUAAACUAAUUCAGCGAACCAAAACUCAAUGCCAAUAGCAGAUGAUCUGUGGUCAAAGAACAUGAUUGGUGAAGAAGAGCACUCCAGAAUAACAGCUGAAACAACUGAACAGGACCGAAU
Coregonus clupeaformis (lake whitefish) is the source of this 1167-nucleotide messenger RNA. RefSeq names its product NACHT, LRR and PYD domains-containing protein 1 homolog. Gene Ontology annotation, cellular component: canonical inflammasome complex. The record is from RefSeq and is a predicted model, not a curated record. The transcript has 9 exons. Lineage: Eukaryota; Metazoa; Chordata; Actinopteri; Salmoniformes; Salmonidae. The coding region runs from base 225 to 1085 and encodes 286 amino acids.